This is a messenger RNA of Hyposmocoma kahamanoa, 490 nucleotides long. It is a transcript of the gene HINT1, whose product is annotated as histidine triad nucleotide-binding protein 1. Gene Ontology annotation, cellular component: nucleus; cytoplasm. The transcript is spliced from 3 exons. Lineage: Eukaryota; Metazoa; Arthropoda; Insecta; Lepidoptera; Cosmopterigidae. Gene Ontology annotation, molecular function: hydrolase activity. Bases 36 to 422 code for a protein of 128 amino acids. The record is from RefSeq and is a predicted model, not a curated record. Gene Ontology annotation, biological process: purine ribonucleotide catabolic process.
UUUGUCUGUGGUUUGCGUAUUCAUUUUCAAUAAAUAUGGCUGGUGGUGAAGUUGAGCUAGCUCAAAGUGCCGAGCCUGGCGGUGAUACUAUCUUCGGCAAGAUCUUGAGGAAAGAAAUACCUGCAAAAUUUGUCUAUGAAGACGAUCAGUGUGUUGCUUUUCGCGAUGUAAACCCUCAAGCGCCAACCCACAUACUGGUGAUUCCUCGGAAGCCAAUUCCGCAGCUGUCGAAGGCUGAAGACGCUGAUGAACAGCUCUUAGGACACUUGCUGACCGUGUCACGUAAAGUCGCCCAUCAGGAAGGACUAGAUAAGAGCGGUUUCCGUCUCGUGAUCAACGACGGGAAGUACGGAGCUCAGAGCGUGUACCACCUGCACAUUCACAUUCUCGGUGGCCGGCAAAUGAAAUGGCCGCCUGGUUAAUGUUAGUCUGAUUAAAUUUAAUUUUAUGACGGUGCGAAAAUAAAGUUUUUGUUAAUAAUUAGUUGUUU